Molecule: messenger RNA, 849 nt
Organism: Aspergillus puulaauensis
Lineage: Eukaryota; Fungi; Ascomycota; Eurotiomycetes; Eurotiales; Aspergillaceae
Exons: 1
Coding region: 1-849 (282 amino acids)
Source: RefSeq, a predicted model, not a curated record
AUGGCAAUGGCGUUCAGAUCAACAUCCACACCGAGGAUCUCUCGAUCCUUCAGCAUCGCCGUUCUAUUCAUCUUCUUCAUCGUCUACUUUACCAUUCGCGUGCCGCGAGUCGUAAACUCCCACCUCCACGACAUCUCCUACGAGCCAUACUUCCAGCGGCAAUUCCAGGCCUACGUCCUCACCGCAUCAUGUGGCCGAUAUACCAGUGAUGCAGCGACCCAAUUCGACUCCGACACCCUCACCCUCGUCCCCAACCGUUUCGAUAUACCCGAGUGUGAUGCCGUGACCAACAACCAACUGCGCCUCAAGCCCCCCGCCUCUCUCGUCGCCGAAGCAGAAGAAGAGGAGAAAAAAACGGGACGCACGAGCCACAGCGCCGCAACAAAGGACAGCCUAUACCGCGAGAAAUAUGCACAAGUCCUCGACGCAUGCGCAGCGGGAUCGAAAGCCAAAUGCCUCAUUCUUGAAGACGAUGUUGUCUUCCUGCAUAACCCGGAGCGCACGCGCGAGGUCUUAAUCGAGAACACGAUACCGCUGUUUAAUGACGGGGAGAACGAUGCGUUUGACUGCACGAAAAGAGGCUUUGGGUGGUUUCCGAGUACGCAUACGGGGAUGGGCAGCCAGUGUCGGGUUUAUAGCAAGCUUUCGGCCAAGUGUAUGAGCUCGUGUUUGAGGGGGCGUGCGGGGGUUACGGGGCAUGCUGGCUCUGGUGACCCGGGCGCUGCAUCACAUUUUGAUAUUGGGCUGGCGAACUGUCAGAUUAAGUGCGGAUUGAGGCAGAAGAGAUUCUUGUUGGUGGUUCAUGGAGGGUUAGGGUCGACCAUGGAGCGGCCUGAGAUUGACGCUUGA